GGUUGUCGUCUGUCAAUAAGCCUCAAAGAAGAAGAACAACAGCUAGUCAGCAACAUCGGUAGCUUGCUAACCAACAACCGAAACGUUAAAGGUCUUUAGACUGUUUUGGUGUAUAUUAUUCACUGUGUUUUAAACACACUGCUGUCGUGUCUUUGUGUUACCCCAUUUAAUUUCAUGUUACGUUGUUUCAAGCAGACCCACAGGCUGGUUAAGUUAUCAGUAGCACUAAUUUAGGCUAGUCGCUAAUGUUAGCUAGCUAGCUAGCAUCUCCGACCAUGAGCUCACCCAGCUACUCUCUCCCUGCUAAGAAAGAGGUCUGCUGGACGAAGAAAGAGGGUAUGUGGCUAAAUAUUGUCGUGAAAGAAGAAAGUGAAGAGGAGAACGUCACAGUAAAAAACGAAAUAGAAGGUGAGGAUGUUAUAUUGAAAGAAGAAGAGAAAGACGUUUCAGUGAAAGAAGAGGAGGACGCAUUCAAAGGGAAAGAGGAUGGUGCCGUUUUUGGAGUGAAGGAGGAAGGGGAGAUUACUGUCACAUUGAAUGAGGAAGAUGAGACAGGAGAUCUGAUUAACACCAGAGUGAAACCAGACUCUCACUCUGACUACGGGAUGCAUCUUUCAGUGGAACCAGGCCCAAAGACGUCCAAACCAGCAAGACCACACCAUUGCUCCCAGUGUGGAAAGAGUUUUACUAAGUUACGAAACCUAAAAGAGCAUGAGAGGACACACACAGCAGAAAAGCCUUUCCAAUGUUUGCAGUGUACAAAGAGUUUCUGCUGGUUAGGGAAGCUAAAAGUACAUGAGAGAAUACACUCAGGAGAAAAGCCUUACCACUGCUCUCAGUGUGGAACAAGUUUUACCCAAUUAGGGACCCUAAAAACACAUGAGAAAAUACACUCUGGAGUGAAGCCUUAUAACUGCUCUCAGUGUGGAACUAGUUUUACCCGGUCAAGGGACCUGAAAGAGCACGAAAGAAUACACACAGGAGAGAAGCCUUACCACUGCUCACAAUGUGGAAAAACUUUUACCUGGUUAGGUAGCUUGAAAACGCAUGAGAGGACACACACAGGUGAGAAGCCUUACCACUGUUCCCACUGCGGAAAGAGCUUUCCCCUAUUAGGGAAUCUGAACAACCAUGAGAGAACGCACACGGGAGAGAAGCCUUACCACUGCUCCCAUUGUGGAAAGGGUUUUGGACAAUUGGGACAUCUAAAAGUGCAUGAAAGAACACACACAGGAGAGAUGCCUUACCAGUGCUCCCAUUGUGAAAAGGGGUUUGGACAAUUGGGGCAUCUAAAAGUGCAUGAAAGAACACACACAGGGGAGAAGCCUUACCAAUGCUCCCAUUGUGGAAAGGGUUUUACCCAAGUAGGGAGCCUGAAAACACAUGAAAGAACACACACAGGAGAGAAGCCCUACCAAUGCUCGCAUUGUGGAAAGGGUUUUACCCAGUUAGGGAGCCUGAAAUCACAUCAGAGGAUACAUACACGGGAGAAGAAGACCCAAGGAAGGGCAGCUGCUGCCUCCGCAGCAGCUAAUUUGAAUCCAUAAUAAAAAAUUAAAAAAUAUAAUACUCCCAGUGUGGAAAUAGUUUUGGACAAUUAGAGCCCCUGAAAUCACAUGAGCUACUAGAGGCUGUGUUCUGAGUUAUGUUUUUGACUGAGGAAGUGUUUUUGUUCAUGCCACAUGAAACUUAAUUGUCUGAAAUAUGUUUUUUUUUCCGUCACAAAUUUGAUUAAAAUGUUAAAAUGUGUAUUUUAUUUUGAUUGAAAACUUUGAUUGAUUGGAUACAAGUAUAAACCUUUAGAUAUUGCUUGAUAUAUGAUUUUGGUAUUUAAAAAUGUAAACUAUUCAAUAUAUUAAUAAAAUGUACAUUUCUUGACUAACCUUGAAACCUCUUGAAUUUAGUUUUAUUUAUUUUAGUUAAUUUGUGUACUCAUAAGAGCUUUGUUGUGUAUAGAAAAGUAAAUAUAUUGGAAAUGUAUAUAAAAUAGUUUGGUUGAUUUAUGAUUGUGGAGAAAGAUCUAGAAUUAUGUAGAAAUGCUUAUUAAUGUAUGGAAACCAAGCCAGGAGUUUUUGUAUGGAGAUCAAUCAGUUUUGAAUCUGGUUAACAAAAACAUUAAUGGAUUCUUUUUUUCCAUGUGCAUUUGAUAAAAUAUAAGUUUUGUAAUGCUAAAGUUGUUAGGAGUGUACGAAUGUAAGUAGGACGCGUGACAUCCCGGCAACUUU
Oncorhynchus mykiss (rainbow trout) is the source of this 2225-nucleotide messenger RNA. RefSeq lists its product as uncharacterized. Lineage: Eukaryota; Metazoa; Chordata; Actinopteri; Salmoniformes; Salmonidae. Gene Ontology annotation, molecular function: RNA polymerase II cis-regulatory region sequence-specific DNA binding; DNA-binding transcription factor activity, RNA polymerase II-specific. Gene Ontology annotation, biological process: regulation of transcription by RNA polymerase II. The record is from RefSeq and is a predicted model, not a curated record.